Molecule: messenger RNA, 1843 nt
Organism: Styela clava
Lineage: Eukaryota; Metazoa; Chordata; Ascidiacea; Stolidobranchia; Styelidae
Product: splicing factor YJU2-like
Biological process (GO): mRNA splicing, via spliceosome
Cellular component (GO): U2-type catalytic step 1 spliceosome
Source: RefSeq, a predicted model, not a curated record
AGUAAAAUUUGUUUCAUUUUUUGCAAGUAGACUACCGUAUAUUCAGAUAUUGCUGGUAAUAUCGUCUUGGUCCGUCAUGUCUGAGAGAAAAGUUCUCAACAAAUACUAUCCCCCGGACUAUGAUCCUUCAUUGAUACCCAAGCUCAAGUUAGCUAAAGAUAGACAAUAUGUAAUACGUGUUAUGGCACCUUUUCAUAUGCGGUGUAAGACUUGUGGAAAUUACAUUUACAAAGGAACAAAAUUUAAUUCAAGAAAAGAAACUGUCCAAGAUGAUGAUUAUCUUGGUUUGAGAAUUUUUCGAUUUUAUAUCAAAUGCACAAAAUGUGUUGCUGAAAUAACAUUCAAAACUGAUCCUGAGAAUACAGAUUAUGUUAUUGAACAUGGUGCCACUCGAAAUUUCGAGGCAGAAAAACUUCUCCAAAAACAAGAGAAAGAAAUCGAGAAACAAAGGGAAGAAGAUGAAGGAAAUCCAAUGAAACUGCUUGAAAUGAGAACAAGGGACUCAAAAAGAGAAAUGGAGAGAAUGGAAAAUCUUGAAGAAUUAAGAGAUCUCAAUCAACGACAUGCUAAGGUCAAUUACGAAGGAAUGCUACAGAGCUAUCAAGAAACAGUGGAAGAAAAAAAAAAGAGAGAAGCAGAAGAAGAUGAGGAAGAAAUGAAGACUAUUUUUGGGAGUAACAAAAUAAGACGACUGAAUGAUAGUGAUGAUGAAGAUGACAAAUUUGAUGUUAAGAAUAUUGUGAAAGAAGAAAUUAAUGCCCCUUCCGAUUUAUUAUUGUCAUCAGGAGAAACAAAAAUUACUAAUAAAAGCACAAAAAGUAUUUCUUCUGUUCCUUCUAAUAAGGAUACUAUAAAGAAAAAGGCCCAGCUUUUGGGUAUUGUAGUAAAAAAGUCGAUCGAAAAAUUCCCAAAAAUAGAUAAUUCUAAUCAUCAAUCUGAUGAUAAAUCAGAAUUAACCAAAACAAUGUCAGUGAUUAAAACUGAGAAAACUCUAAAAGAUACUGUGCUAGCCAAACCGGCGGGGCUUAGUUUGCUCGGAGCCUAUGGAAGUGAUGAUAGUAACACAUCCAGCGAUGAUGAUUAGAAUGUAUUUUUUCAACAAUGAAUUCAAUCAUAACUGCAUAUUCCUGCACAAAUUUGUAAAUAAGAAUUAUGCAUCCAGGCUGACAAUAAGUUUAUACAAACCUUGGGUCGUGGUUCAAGUUAAAUCCAUUACUUUUUUACUAUGAAACCAUAUGAUAUGCUUUAGCGUAGGUUAAUGCAAUGUUAAUUGUAAUUUAUAUCAGGGACUUCUAACGAGUGUUUUCACUCACAUUUGUUUUUUAUAUUCUUCUCGACAAGAGUCAGGGUUGCUUAGGACUGGAAGUAGGACUGAGAUGAAAUUUAUAUUGACUUUUUUAGCAUUAAGUCAUGAUUUAAACCAGACUAUGACCCUUUUUGCUUACUAUCAAACAUCCUAUUUUUCUAAAUGUGUGAAGGUUCAUUUUUGUCCGCUAAUGCAAAAGACCACAUUUGUUGGUUUUUGACAAUCAGCAUUUUCAUUUUGCUUGUUAUAAAUAUGUGCUGCUUUGUAAAUACAGAUUUUUGAAAUAUAGUGUUUUAUGGGUUGCCACACAUACUACAAGUCAGUCCAUUUGACAUAUUUGGUUGAACAUAGAUAACAUUUCAAGGGUAAUAGUCUAUCACUUAUUAUUAGGAUGUGCACCUUUCUUCUGAGUGUGAUAUUCAAUCCAGGUCCUUUUAUUUGUAGCUUGUAGAGAUCAAUAUUUAAAAAAUUCUCAUUUUGCAGUCUGUAAGAAAUAAUUUAUUGCCUAUAAUAAUAGUCAAUAUUGUUAUUUUUCAG